Messenger RNA from Aethina tumida (small hive beetle), 2366 nucleotides. Its product is annotated as calmodulin-beta. The transcript has 9 exons. The record is from RefSeq and is a predicted model, not a curated record. The coding region runs from base 251 to 1093 and encodes 280 amino acids. NCBI's taxonomy places the organism in Eukaryota, Metazoa, Arthropoda, Insecta, Coleoptera, Nitidulidae. Gene Ontology annotation, molecular function: enzyme regulator activity; calcium ion binding.
CCGGUUUGAUACAGUCUCGGCUCCGGAUAAUCCGGUGCCACGUGCGCGAUCCGAUCGGCGGCACACGAUACGAGAAAAAAGGGGGCCGAAGAACGACGCCGUUCAACCGGACCUGCCACAAGAUAAUUGUUAAAAGUAUAUACAGCGAUUCCGGCACAUAAAUCUAAUGUAGUGUCAAUUAAUCAAGCAAUAAACAGUACAAAUUGAUGCACAGUCAAUAAAUCGAAACAGAAGACGAAAACAAGGAAAGAUGGCUUUCGCAGCGGCCCGCAUGAUAUUAAAAGACAAAAGGAGGAAACCGUCGAGGGAGGAGUUCGUGCCGAGGAACAGGAGCAAGGCGCGCAGUGGCAGCGCUAGUAGCUAUAGAAGUCUGAGUCAGGCUAGGAAUAAGCCUGCCGAUGGGAGCACGAUCGCGUCUCAGAAGUUGCAAGCUGGCCAAAGGACUCCUACGCACGGGCCUAAGAACGCGGCCGGAAAACCGACGGGUAAACCGGGCCAGAAGCCUGUCGCCGCACAACAGAAAGGCCAGCCCAUCAAGCAGGCUCCGGCUAAAGUGGCCGCAGCUGCCGCCACCAAAAAUACCAAGAAGACAAAGAAAGGCAAGCAUCACCAACACGAUCUGUUGGUCACCAUUGAUCUGAUUGAAUAUGGACUCUCAGAGGACCAAGUUGCCGAAUUCAAGGAGGCAUUCAUGCUCUUCGACAAAGAUGAAGACGGGCAAAUCACUAUGGCCGAAUUAGGAGUCGUCAUGAGAUCACUGGGACAAAGACCUACAGAAACUGAAUUAAGAGAUAUGUUAAAUGAGGUAGACGUCGAUGGUAACGGAACAAUCGAGUUCAAUGAGUUCCUUCAAAUGAUGUCGAGAAAAAUGAAGGAGGCCGACGGUGAAGAAGAGUUAAAGGAAGCGUUUAGAGUUUUCGAUAAGAACAAUGACGGCUUGAUCUCUUCGACUGAGCUGCGACACGUGAUGACCAGUCUUGGGGAAAAACUUACGGAGGAAGAAGUUGACGAUAUGAUCAAAGAAGCUGAUCUUGAUGGUGAUGGCCAAGUUAAUUAUGAAGAAUUUGUGUCCAUCCUCACAUCAAAGAAUUAGUUCGUAACUUCGGAUUCGGUGGUCCAAUAUAACUGUUCAAGAACUGCUUGGUAACUACAUAACUAAUAUAUGCAGCUGUAAUUUAAAUUUAUAUACAUAUAGCACUGCUUUUUCUUCAAAUUGUACUCUACUCUAAAUUUUCUUAAACAGGGUGAAAUCUUAUAACGUAUAUUUACUAUAAAUAAUUUCUAUAUAUGCACAAAUAUGACAGCCGUACAUAUUCAUAAAUAAUGACAAUAUAUUGUUCAUCUUAAUUUCUAUCUCCUAUAAAUGGACAUAAGAACGGACUGUCAGGUAUAAAUUGAUAUUUUGUCAAUUUUUAGGAAUCAAAAAAUUAUAUUUUCACUUCAGAGCUGUAGUUUCCUACUAGAAAAUUAUAUUAAAUAAUCGUAUAUGAAUGUCCUAAUUUUAUAAGAAAUUAUUUUUAGUAAAUUUUUGUAAAAGAUUAACUAACAAUCUCAUCUCUUCUAGUUUAUCGAAUAAUUGUUUAUAGGGUUAAUGCAUGUAUAAACGAGAUUAAUAAUAAUUAAACAAAUCUUUUUCAGAUGUUUGUUUGAUAGUAAAAUGUUUUAAUUAGUAAAUAUAUUAUAAAUUUUUAUAUAUUAAUUUAAUUUUUAUUUUAGAAGUUAUAUACGCAAAAAAAAUUGAAACCUUUUUGGACAAAGUGAUCGUUCAUAUAAUAAAAAAUAAAAUCAAAGGCCUCGUAAUUCAAUUAUCUUUGCGUAAACUUUUUAUCAAGAUUAAAGAAAAUUUCUGUCUUCCAUCUAUAAUUGUAUCAUUCAUUAGAGGAUGUAGAAGAGUCCGAAGCCCGAAAUUUUAUUUUCUUGCAAAUUAACCUUUCCAAAUUAUUAAAUCUAAUAUUUAGAUUUAAAAUUUUAGAAAUGGAUUUUUUUAUUUCAUAAACAAUGGAUUUAAUAGAACUAUGUUCUAAAAAUUUAUAUGUUUAUAUCACAUGUUUAAAGACUGAGUUAUAGUCACAAUUUAUGUAAAUAACUAUAAUGAGGAAAUCAUUUACUUUACCUUUAAUUCAUAUCAUGAGAUGCAACAUUAUUCUUUAAUCAAUUAAUGUGAAUUUAUCCAACAAUAUGUGUGCUAUGUGUAAUGUUGAAUCUCAAUUUCUCAUUCUAAUAAUGAAAUUAUAAUGGAAAUUAUAACCUAUUUAAAGGAUUUGUAAUAAUUUUUAUUAGAGAAAAGGAUGAGUGUAUCCAUCUAUACAUAUGUUGUUUAGUUUUAGUAAUAAUAUAUAAGACAAGUACCAAUUGAAAGAUUUGAA